UCUGCUAGAUGGGAAGGUGGCUGAUUUGGUGCAUUUCAUGAUCCUUAAGUAUCGACUGAAGGAGCCCAUCACAAAGGCAGAAAUGCUAAAGGUUGUCAUAAAGAGGUACAAAAGCCAAUUCCCCGUGAUCUUCAAGAAAGCUUCUAAGUGCCUAGAGGUGAUCUCUGGCAUUGAUGUGAAGGAAGUGGACCCCCAAAUCCACUCCUAUGUCCUUGUCAACUCACUAGACCUCACCCAUGAUGAGAUGCUUAGUGAUGACCAGAGCAUGCCUAAAAAUGGUCUCCUGAUAAUUAUCCUGGGUGUAAUCUUCAUAGAGGGCAACUGUGCUCCUGAGGAAAACAUCUGGGAUUUCUUGAAUAUAAUGGGAGUGUAUGCUGGAAGAGAGCACUUCAUUUAUGGGGAGCCCAGGAAACUCAUCACCAGAGAUUGGGUGCAGGAGAAUUAUCUGGAGUACCGGAAGGUGCCUAAUAGUGAUCCUCCACUGUACGAAUUCCUGUGGGGUAAAAGGGCCCAUGCUGAAACCAGCAAGGUGAAAGUUAUGGAAUUUUUGGCCAAGAUCAAAGGGACUGACCCUAUUUCCUUCUCAUUCUGGUAUGAGGUGGCUUUAAGAGAUGAGGAAGAGAGAACUGGGGCCAUAAAUGGCCACGUAGAUAGUAAUACUGGCAUGUUCAUUAUGCAGCAUUGCUCAGCAGCUUCUCCCCAACCGAAGAAUGAGCCUAAAUCUUCACUCUGUGUUUGGAGAAGGCAGUCAGGGUUCUAA
This is a messenger RNA of Phacochoerus africanus (Common warthog), 760 nucleotides long. RefSeq names its product melanoma-associated antigen 10-like. Bases 38 to 760 code for a protein of 240 amino acids. Gene Ontology annotation, biological process: negative regulation of transcription by RNA polymerase II. Lineage: Eukaryota; Metazoa; Chordata; Mammalia; Artiodactyla; Suidae. Gene Ontology annotation, cellular component: nucleus. The transcript has a single exon. The record is from RefSeq and is a predicted model, not a curated record.